AUGGAAGAAAACACAUCUCCCAUUCUCCUCCUUGAACAACCACCACAAACAUCUCUAAACUACUGGUCCAAUGAGGAAACCGCAACCCUUAUCGAAGCGUAUCGUAAUAAAUGGUACUAUCUCAAGCUAGCUAAACUAAGGGGCACCCAUUGGCAACAAAUUGUUGAUGAAGUUAUGGCUAGAUGCAACACACAUAAAACAGUUAUUCAGUGUCGUCGCAAAAUGAGCGACCUUAAAAAACGUUAUCAUGAUGAACUCAAACGUGCCCGUAACCCGAAACCAAAAAAGUAUGCAUGGGUUGAGAGAUGGGUUCAUUUUCAAAGAAUGGAUUUUAUGGUAAAUGGUUAUGGGUUGAUGGAUCUUCAUGCUAAGAAAGAGGAAGAUGAUGAUGAACAAGAAGAAAAAGAAAGAGAAGAUGGGGAGAAUCAAGAAUUUUACAGUUAUGGAAUACGGGCUAAAUCUCAUGUUUGGGUCAUGGAUCAUGGUUUGGAUCCAAGUCAGGAUUUUGGGUCGGGUCAGGGUUUGGGUGGUGGGUAUGUUGAGGGAGGGAUUGAAUUUGGAAAAUCUGAAGAUGGCGAUGAAAGUUCUGAUGUUUUCGUGGAGAUUGUGGAGACGUUGGAAGAUGAUCGAGUUUCUGACGAUAAGUAA
Molecule: messenger RNA, 648 nt
Organism: Erigeron canadensis
Lineage: Eukaryota; Viridiplantae; Streptophyta; Magnoliopsida; Asterales; Asteraceae
Exons: 1
Coding region: 1-648 (215 amino acids)
Cellular component (GO): nucleus
Molecular function (GO): transcription cis-regulatory region binding
Source: RefSeq, a predicted model, not a curated record